Haemonchus placei is the source of this 816-nucleotide messenger RNA. Lineage: Eukaryota; Metazoa; Nematoda; Chromadorea; Rhabditida; Trichostrongylidae. The record is from the annotation of a GenBank genome assembly.
AUGAGUGUGCUUAGUUCAGGAGAUGAAUACACAGAAGAUGAACUUCUGCAAGUGUGCGAGGAGAUGGGUUUGCCAUUUGACUCCGAAAACAUCGCUAUUCUGAAGCAAGCGAUUGAUGAGCUGAUCGCAGAAUCAGACUUCGGAGCAGAAGACUUUUUCUUGGACGCUUCGCUCUUCGGGAGUCUCAGUCUCUCAACUUCUUCGCAGUCGGCAGGAGCUAAUGCUCAUAGCAGUCAUGAAACUAGACAAUAUAAUCCCACUGCUUAUUUUCUUCUCAACGAUGCUUUCCGCUGUUUGAACAGCGUCUACGGGACGAUGGCAAUUGUGGAGGAUUUGCAAAAGAAGCUGACUUCUUCUCGAUCUUCUGGUCGCUCAUCUCAACGUAAUGUUUCACGAAAUACUUCAAGCGAAGCAAACGAUAACAAAGAAAACGAGUCGACGAGGAAAUCUCGUAGUUGUGCUCCUCCUCGUACGGCGACAUAUUUGCCUUCAACGACCGAAUCCAAUGCAUCUGAAGAGGAUAGUGAAGGAAUAUUUCCCGCAGAGAAGCUUCAGCCUGAUCCAAGUCUCCGUCCCGUUCAUCAGUUCGUUCCAGGCAAACUCCUUUACCGCCAUGAUCCUGUCAAAAAAUUCGAGCUUUACAGAGAAGAGUGGGCAAGGAAGCCGGCUCCAGGUGAAGAGAAACAUCUUGCUUUACGGUGGAAAGUGCGUGAGCAUAUGUUGAGGCAGAAUUUACCUGAUUUCGAUCCGAAUAAGCCCACUCGUCCCUAUACGAUACAUCCAAAGGACUGGUCUCCGCGGCCGUACCUCGACUAG